AUUUAUACUUCAAAAAAUUUAAAUAUUAUUAUUGUUCUACUAUUAUGGCUUCUACAACAAAAGGUCAUGAGCAAGUUCCACCAGGUGAGCCUAUGACAAUAGGGCAACAUAUGCUAGACAAAGGGGCUCAAAUGAUGCAAUCUUUGAAACCUAUCAAACAAAUGAACCAACAUGUUUGUACUUUUGCUAUGUACAGUCAUGAUAUGUCCCGUCAAAUUGAGACGCAUCAUUAUGUCACACGCGUAAAUCAAGAUUUUCUUCAGUGUGCUGUUUACGAUUCUGAUGAAUCCAACGGACGUCUUAUCGGAGUGGAGUAUAUAUUAUCUGAUCGUAUAUUUGAAAGUUUGCCUCAAGAAGAACAAAAACUUUGGCAUUCUCAUGCACACGAGAUAAAAUCAGGACUUUGGGUGAAUCCAAGAGUUCCAGAAAUGGUAAUAAGGCCUGAACUGGAGAAUCUUACCAAAACCUAUGGCAAAUUCUGGUGUACGUGGCAAACAGACAGAGGUGACAAGUUACCAAUUGGGCCUCCAUCACUAAUGAUGUCUCCACAACCAGUUGAUUUAGGGAUUGUGAAAAUAGGUUUAGUUAAGAAGAGAGAUGACAAGUACAACCUAUCGACGGACACCAUGAAAACAGUUCGAACUGAUUUAUCCGAGCCCACACGUCUCAAUCCGAUGGCUGAUUAUUGGGUGAAGCAUGGUAAAGGUUUCGCCAUUGAUGUUGAUGAUGUUGAGAUGAAGAAAAUAGCACCAUUUCCAUGAGGUUGUAUACAAGCUUUUGUAUGCUUGGUUUGCAUAGAUGUUAAAUGUCUUGCUUUUUAAAACGCAUUUACUAUAAAGGGACAUAUAUGUGUGUGUGUGUGUGUGAGUGUGAGGUUCAUAUGAAUAUAUAUGUGUAGUUGGGAUGAAACAAUUUUAGUUUUUUUAAUGAGUGGAGGUUCGACUAUUUCACUAAUAAAUAAUAUUGUAUUAAAUUUAA
Messenger RNA from Solanum lycopersicum (tomato), 978 nucleotides. RefSeq names its product oil body-associated protein 2A-like. Lineage: Eukaryota; Viridiplantae; Streptophyta; Magnoliopsida; Solanales; Solanaceae. The record is from RefSeq and is a predicted model, not a curated record.